UUCUUAUGUUUCACAUUUUUUUCUACUAUAAUCUUAGUGAAAGGAGAGCUCCGUGUGCCUGGAUGUCUCACUCCUGUCGGUUCUUUUCAGGGAGACGAAAUGGAUGACGAUGACGGAGCUCGACCGCUGGCUGAGUCGCUGCUUCUCGCCAUUGCUGACUUGCUCUUCUGCCCUGAUUUCACUGUACACAUCACAGAAGAGGCCCUGAUUCAGUGAAGAGCAUGCAGUCUAUAGACAGCUGUGAGUACAUCUGGGAGUCAGGAGUAGGAUUUGAACAAUCUCCACCUCUAAACUACAUCCAUGAUCUGAAUCGGUCGGAGUUGCUGAGAUUAUUGCUGACCUGCUUCUCUGAGGCCAUGUACCUGCCUCCCUCUUCAGACAACAGCGUCCUCAAUCCUUGGGUGACGUUCUUCUGCUCUGCAGAAAACAGACACGCUCUGCCUCUGUUCACGUCCCUGCUGAACGUGGUGUGCGCCUAUGAUCCGGUGGGCUACGGCAUCCCCUACAACCACCUCCUCUUCUCCGACUACCGGGAGCAGCUGGUGGAGCAGGCCGUGCAGAUCCUCAUUGUGACGCUGGAGCACGAUGGAGGAGUCCCCCACCGCCCUCCCUCCCCCUCCAGCAUGGAGGAACAAGAGUCUGCCGGCCCUGAAAACUUAUUUGUGAAUUAUUUGUCAAGGAUUCACAGAGAGGAGGACUUUGAUUUUGUCCUGAAGGGUCUCGCUCGCCUGCUGACCAAUCCAUUAACGCAAACAUACCUGCCUAACUCCACCAAAAAGAUCCAGUUCCACCAGAUGCUGCUGGUGCUUUUCUGGAAACUCUGCGAUUUCAACAAGGCUGGAAAGGAAAGCUUCCUGAAUUUGGAAAUUGAGUCACUAAUUGACCUUGUCAUUGAGGUCGAGGUUCCUCUCAUAUUCAGAUGUUUGAAUUCUCAUUAUCAUCUUUAAACAAUUGUUUGUACGUUUCUCCAGACCACAGAAUGUCUGUCAAAGCUCUCGACGACCCCAAAGGCCGAUGCUCAAGUUCUUGACAGCAUUAAAGCUAAAGGGGCAAAUUUCAACUUUUCCGUCUGGCUUUUAAAUCAAGGAUAUGGUGCUUUUUAGUGAGGAUUUGCAACAUAUUCUGGAUGGCACAGUAUUCAUGUUUCACUUUGUUUGUUGUACUUUAUAUGCUUUAAAGUGAAACUUGCACCUUAUUGCGUUGUUAUGUAGUUUGUGAUGUUUGGAGAACAUAAUACAGAUUGUAUGGUUUUAUGUAUUCUGCUCAAGAUGUUUUAAACUGUAAUUUCAUUAACCUGUCCUCAAAAUAUAUAUUGAUAUGCAUCUAU
Messenger RNA from Salarias fasciatus (jewelled blenny), 1327 nucleotides. RefSeq names its product protein HID1-like. The transcript is spliced from 6 exons. Gene Ontology annotation, cellular component: Golgi medial cisterna; Golgi trans cisterna; membrane. The record is from RefSeq and is a predicted model, not a curated record. NCBI's taxonomy places the organism in Eukaryota, Metazoa, Chordata, Actinopteri, Blenniiformes, Blenniidae. Bases 222 to 947 code for a protein of 241 amino acids.